This is a messenger RNA of Medioppia subpectinata, 477 nucleotides long. The record is from the annotation of a GenBank genome assembly. Lineage: Eukaryota; Metazoa; Arthropoda; Arachnida; Sarcoptiformes; Oppiidae.
CUGAAAUAAAAAAGUUUUUGGUUUUAAAAGACGUUCAAAAGGCUUACAAUUAUAUUCAUCGGUAUAUCACAUAUUAUUCAUUGAGAAGGAAUGUGGAAAUUUUCGCCCAUUCUCGUAGAAGCGCCCGCUUCGAGAAACCAAAGUCACGGCACAACACCUGUGUUUUACGAUAGUCGCCGAAAUCCGUAUCAUUUGCCACAAUCACACAUAUCGUCGCACCAAACGGUGUCCACAGGACCCGCACAACUGUCAUCACCGCUAACACAGUGUUUUUGGACAUUCUUCUGGUUGGCCAUCAUGUUGUUCAUAGCCAUCCCAAUUGGUCUCAUCUCAUGUCAACUUUAUGUACUGCUGUCACCGAUCAGUGCAUUCAUCACUUGUUUUGCAAAAGUUACUGAUUUUCUUUUAAGGCUGUCGCACAUGCCGUUGGGAUGCGCUCAGAACAUGGUUAAUGCUAAACCUCUAUGUUCUCUUUAA